AUGUCUUAUGCUGAAUUUACGGAAGUUCCGAAGGAAGCUUCGGAAGUUUCGAAGAAAAUCAAUUUCGGUUCCGUAAGAUUCACGGAAGUUCCGAGGAGAGCUUCGGAAGUUCCGAAGAUAGCAGAAUUCGGUUCUACAAGAAUCACGGAAGUUCUAAAGGAAGCUUCAGAAGUUUCAAAGAAAAUCGAUUUCGGUACUAUAAGAUUCACGAAAGUUCCGAAGCUUCACCUCAUCCCCCUCUUUCUUCCGUACACGCUUCCAAUACCUCCCACUCCGCCCAUGGCCACACCGCCGCCGGUCAUCCCGUGGCGCCCGGAUCCCUCUCCCGCCGUCCUCCCCUGGCCCGACCUGCUCGCCGGGGCCGCCUCCGCCGCCCGCCGCCUCGUCGCCGCCCACUCCCGCCACUUCCUCGCCCUCUCCUCGCUCCUCCUCCUCCCGCUCUCCCUCCUCCUCCUCUCCCUCCCGCCGCCCUUCCUCCCCGCGCCCUUCUCCCCAUCCGUCUCGCUCCGGUCCCCUCCGGGGAGGGCCCCCCUGCGCGGCGUGCCCCUCACGCUCCUCGCCCUCGCCGCCGCGGGUCUUUACCUCGCGGCCUUCGCCGCCGCCGCCGCCAGCGCGCACGCCGGGUUCUUCGGCCGCCCCGUCAGGCUGCUCGCGUCGCUCCUCUCCGUGCCGGCGUCCUUCCUCCGUCUCCUCCUCACGGCGCUCCCGGCCGCGCCGCUGCUGCUUCUCCCGCUCCUCCCGCUCCCCGUCCGGAUUAGCGCCGCCCUCGCGGUUCUUGGCCUUCUCCUGCUAGUCCCCUUCUGGUCGCUCGCCGGCGCCGCCGCGGUGGUGGAGUCCAGCGCCGGGCCCUCCCCGCUCCGCCAGAGCUGCCGGCUGCUCUCCGGCGCGCGCCUCGCCGCACUCUGCGCGUUCUUGGUCUUCGCUGCCGGCAUAGGGGUCACGCUCUGGGGAUUCGGUGGGGUAGCAUCACACACGUACGACGCCAGCUCUGGGUGGGCUGGCAUGGCGCCGGCGGUGGUGAGGGCGGUGGUCGGCACGGCGGUGCUGGUGGUGCUGAUGCUGUAUGGGAUGGUGACCAACGUGGUGCUCUACAUGCACUGCCGUGCGCUUCAUGGGGAGCUCACAGGGGAGAUCUACAAUGAAUUCGCCAACUCGUACGUCUUCCUGCCGUUCGACGACGGCAAGGAUCGGCAUAUAGUGUCAGUGGUCACCGCGUGGCCAUGAUUGUCGAUUGCCGUGGUGGUGCCCUGCAAUUGUGCAAAUGGUAAGAUCAUAUAUUCUGCUAUUAGUCUUAUCCUUAAAAUGUAUAUGGUGGUUGAGAUUUAUUUUCAGGUAACAUAAUAUCUUUCAGAUGUACACUGUUGUUUCAAUAUGCACUGAAUAAUAAAAUAGUUCUUGUUCUAUUUUCAAACAAUGUGGAUAUAGAUCAGGUUCAUGUAUAAUAGUGGUGAUUUUAGAGUUCAUUUGAGACGAGAUGCCAGAAAAGGCUCCAAUCUUCUUAUUGAAUAGCCAAUAUAUAGAUUCUUUUUUUCUUCUUUACUGGUGGAGUGGCAGAUGUGUAGUCUUGAUAAAGGUUGUUUUACUCGGUGCAUUUCUUACGCGCUUGUUUGGUAAACUAGAAAAUGCCCUAUUCCUGUUGCAUACUGCUAGAAAAAUAUUAAUUGUUUCAGUGCUAGGAAUUAAGAAA
Molecule: messenger RNA, 1687 nt
Organism: Oryza brachyantha (malo sina)
Lineage: Eukaryota; Viridiplantae; Streptophyta; Magnoliopsida; Poales; Poaceae
Exons: 4
Coding region: 1-1224 (407 amino acids)
Source: RefSeq, a predicted model, not a curated record